This is a messenger RNA of Pyrenophora tritici-repentis Pt-1C-BFP, 1602 nucleotides long. Its product is annotated as GFO-IDH-MocA multi-domain protein. Lineage: Eukaryota; Fungi; Ascomycota; Dothideomycetes; Pleosporales; Pleosporaceae. Gene Ontology annotation, molecular function: nucleotide binding. The record is from RefSeq and is a predicted model, not a curated record.
AUGCCGAGCCUCGAGCCAGGAGAGACUACCUUCCUUCAGGCCGCGGCAAAGCAAGACUUCCCUGCACCACCAAGGAUUCUCAUCAUUGGGGCCGGGAGCCGCGGUAAUGCUUACGCUGAAGCGACACUGUCUUGCUCAAACGCCAUGGUCGCAGGUGUUUGUGAGCCCAACGAAUACAAGCGAACAGUGUUUGUAAACAAGUUCAUCUGCCAUGAAAGCGGUGAGAGCAAGAGAGGGCAGAGUUUCAUGGGUUGGAAUGAAUGGAAAGAGUACGAGAUACAAAGAAGGGAGCAGGAAAGAGCUGGUCAUGCGGUGGAGAAGGGAGUGAACACGGUGUUUGUCUGUGUGCUUGAUGAGAUGCAUGAAGAAGUUGUUUGUGGGAUUGCAGAUCUGGGGCUGCAUAUUUGUUGUGAGAAGCCGAUGAGUACGAGGCUGGAGAGUUGUAUGUGGAUGUACAAGGCAUUGAAGGAUGCUAAGGGGGCGAUCUUCGGCAUCGGCCAUGUGUUGCGGUACUCACCACAUAACAUGAUGCUCAGACAUCUACUGCUUGAGGAGAAUGUUAUUGGUGAUGUCAUGAGCAUUGAACACGUUGAGCCGAUAGGUUGGUGGCAUUUUUCGCACAGCUACGUGAGGGGCAACUGGAGACAGGAGUCCAAAACCGCGCCUUCGUUACUGACGAAAUCUUGUCACGACAUUGACUUCCUCAUGUGGAUGCUUUGUUCACCAGCCUCAAACGCAACGGAUGCAACUCCUCAUCUACCAUCGUUUGUCACCUCGACAGGAUCACUCAAGUUCUUCCGAAAGGAGAGGAAGCCAAAAGCUGCUGGAUCUGCUACAAAUUGUCUCUCUUGCAAAUAUGAGCCAGAUUGCGACUACAGCGCUAAGAAGAUCUACAUUGAGAGACAUGUCAAGACCGGCAACGUGAAAUGGCCGGUCAAUAUUGUAAAUCCCGAGAUCGAAGACAUGUACAAGACAGUUGGGAGGGAUGAAGCGGCGAAGCAGCUACUUGUAAAUCUUGCAGAAGACUACACGACUGAGACUCCUGUUGCCAAGGUCGAAGAACGGCCAUGGUUCGGUCGAUGUAUCUGGGAGUCAAACAACGACGUUUGCGACGAUCAGUGCGUAACGAUCAGUUGGGAUGAUGAUCCAACUGCGAACGACGAAGAUGGACGGCCAAUUCUGAGUGGCCGCGGCGCAAAGACUGCGCAAUUCCACAUGGUUGCCUUUACAGAGAAACAAUGCGAGAGAAGAGGGCGCAUCUACGGCACCACAGGUGAGAUCGAGUACGACAGCACCAACAUCAAGGUGCACAAUUUCGGGACAGGGCAAACCAAAAUCCACAGCCCCCAUAUGGCAGGCGGGCAUCAUGGCGGGGGGGACGAAGGACUCGCGCGGCAAUUCCUCAUGGCCGUCAACGCUGUGGAGUCUGGGGCCAUGGCUGCGUCCGAUGCCCAGCGCGCAUACCUCGGAUGCGACCUUGAAGAGGCAUUUCGCAGCCAUGCCAUGGUUUUUGCGGCUGAAGACGCUCGAACGAAGCGCCAAGUGGUAGACUGGAAGAAGUGGUGGUCCGAGACGGUGGAGUCCCAAUUACACCAGCGGUAA